Molecule: messenger RNA, 11448 nt
Organism: Cladocopium goreaui
Lineage: Eukaryota; Dinophyceae; Suessiales; Symbiodiniaceae
Source: the annotation of a GenBank genome assembly
AUGGCGAUUCCGCACCGAAGCAUCGGCGAAUGGCUACGGAAUAUUGAUGAAGACUUGGAGGUGUACCGUGGCGAGUUCGAAGAGCUCGGGUACAAUCUUAAGUUCUUGAUGGAAACAGACUGUGAAGAUCUGGAGCAGGACCUGAAGGUGGGAAAGAAGAUAAAGCACGUCCAUCUUCGUUUCAUCCUGAAAGAGCACGCGAAGCUAAAGAUGCGGAAGAUCUCGGAACCAGAUGCGCGUGCAACUCCAGCAAGCACACCAGUGGCGCACGAGGUGACGCAGUUGAUACCCUGCGCCAAAGAUGUCAUGACCUUCAAGCAUCUUGGACAGCACAAGCCAGAUCCGGCAACAAUCGGCACUGGGCAUGUGGUGCUGAUACCCAUUUGGUGCCUGCGCUCGAUCCAAGGGAAGAUUCACGCAGAGAUGACCUUUACCUCGGGAAAACACAAGGAUGCAUCCGUGUUGGAGCUCUAUUAUGAUUUGUUGAGAGAAAGACAACGUCCAGAAGACGUCGAACCGCUGCAAGUGGUGGUAGACAAACGUGGACUGCAUAUUGUGCGAGGACAUCGCCGCAGUGCUGCUUUGUGUAUGCUUCAAGGCAUGUGGCGAUAUCGAACCGUCCUGGCCCCGUGUCUUUUAUACAAAGCAGACGACCCUGUGGUUGCCCAUCAGUUCCUUGACAUGGACACUGAAGUGGAUGGUCUCGGGCUCCAUUUGCAUAGGAGACAUUCUGAGGCUUAUCACAUGGGCAAACCUCUCUUCCGCACACCAGGGGAGUGGUGCGAUUCAGCGGUGGAAGAAUCCUGCAACAGCCAAGAAGUCCGCCCAAUCCCCUUCAGCAGAUCGGACUUGCAAAAUUCUCGGAGAAGUGAAACUAUGAAUAGGACCAGCGCUGCAGCAAAUGCCUCACACCCCGGGACUCAGGGACAAGAUCUUAUUGCAGGAUGCCAGACAGGAUCUCAGGAAGCUUUGAUAUGCCGGCCUUUUGAGCAAGGCCCAACAGCAACUGCAGCUGCCAUUCAGCCCCAAGAUAUGGUAAAGAAAGGUCCUGUUACAGGACCUGGAGAGCUAAGAGAGGGCAUGGUGGUUUGUGUGACGAAGCGCAAGGGUUCAAAGAUGUGUGGUGAGGUCGUGGAAAUCGCUCAGCAUGAUGAAGAUGAGCCUGUGAAAGUGCGGUGCUGUGAUACAAACAGGUCAGGGCAAAUGAAGACAGCUUGGUUUCCCCUGCGCCAGUUACAAGUGCCUGACUUCUCCAAGAUCUACCCAGGCCUGCAGGCAUCUGGCCGCGAUAAUCUUGAUUGUACAGUUGUACAGGUGUCGAAGGCUCAAAAAAGAGCCCACGCUCCUGUGCAAGUACAUUACACAGGUUCGUCGGAUUACGAAGAAUGGCUGGGUGCAGAGAUGUUUUGCAGCAAGUUGCUGAUGUUCCAUGACGCCGUGCUUCCUGCGAAGACCAUGAAGGGUGCUGAGCUGGGCUGCGCAGAACCAAAGUUUGUGUGUUGCAUGUGGCUGGAAGGCAAGUGCUGGAAAAAAGGCCCACAUUUUCUUGGAAAGAGGCUCUACUUGCAUGAGGAUGUUCCUAGUUUGCCCUGUGGCUUUGGGAAAGAUUGCCAUUACAAACACUAUGAGACACGGAAAGGUCCCGUUACAGGACCUGGAGAGCUAAGAGAGGGCAUGGUGGUUUGUGUGACGAAGCGCAAGGGUUCAAAGAUGUGUGGUGAGAUCGUGGAAAUCGCUCAGCAUGAUGAAGAUGAGCCUGUGAAAGUGCGGUGCUGUGAUACAAACAGGUCAGGGCAAAUGAAGACAGCUUGGUUUCCCCUGCGCCAGUUACAAGUGCCUGACUUCUCCAAGAUCUACCCAGGCCUGCAGGCAUCUGGCCGCGAUAAUCUUGAUUGUACAGUUGUACAGGUGUCGAAGGCUCAAAAAAGAGCCCACGCUCCUGUGCAAGUACAUUACACAGGUUCGUCGGAUUACGAUGAAUGGCUGGGUGCAGAGAUGUUUUGCAGCAAGUUGCUGAUGUUCCAUGACGCCGUGCUUCCUGCGAAGACCAUGAAGGGUGCUGACUCUGACGUUCUUGAAGAACGCCAAACAACACCUGCCCUAAACACAAGGGACUCAAAUGGAUUUGAAGAUAGACCCGUACCAGAAUCGCAGGAGCUGGGCUGCGCAGAACCAAAGUUUGUGUGUUGCAUGUGGCUGGAAGGCAAGUGCUGGAAAAAAGGCCCACAUUUUCUUGGAAAGAGGCUCUACUUGCAUGAGGAUGUUCCUAGUUUGCCCUGUGGCUUUGGGAAAAAUUGCCAUUACAAACACUAUGAGACACGGAAAGGUCCUGUUACAGGACCUGGAGAGCUAAGAGAGGGCAUGGUGGUUUGUGUGACGAAGCGCAAGGGUUCAAAGAUGUGUGGUGAGAUCGUGGAAAUCGCUCAGCAUGAUGAAGAUGAGCCUGUGAAAGUGCGGUGCUGUGAUACAAACAGGUCAGGGCAAAUGAAGACAGCUUGGUUUCCCCUGCGCCAGUUACAAGUGCCUGACUUCUCCAAGAUCUACCCAGGCCUGCAGGCAUCUGGCCGCGAUAAUCUUGAUUGUACAGUUGUACAGGUGUCGAAGGCUCAAAAAAAAGCCCACGCCCCUGUGCAAGUACAUUACACAGGUUCGUCGGAUUACGAUGAAUGGCUGGGUGCAGAGAUGUUUUGCAGCAAGUUGCUGAUGUUCCAUGACGCCGUGCUUCCUGCGAAGAGCAUGAAGGGUGCUGACUCUGACGUUCUUGAUCGAGAAUGCUACACGGGAUCCUGGAAAACAUCGAUGUCUCCGAUUGUUGAGCAGAACCCGCGUGGUACGCCAGGUGCGGCAAGUAGUGCUCAGUCCUCCAGAGACGAAGUUCAGAGGGUGAGUGCGGCAGAGGAUGUCGUAACAGCUGCCAUAGCCGAUCUCCCAGAUGCUUUUCCCACCAACGCUUUGCCGUGGCAUGAGCCUGACACGGAGGUUGAUGCAUUUGACCAUGCCCUCCGGGCCACCAAAGAGGCCUUGGGCCGACAAGCGCAGGCAGAAGAGUGGCAAUCAAAGCUUGAACAGACGCUCGCAGCAGUUGAAACUGAAGCUCUGAGUGAGGUUUUGGAAAAACAUGGCUGGUUAGGCUUGCGUGAGGAAGACAGCGACAGUGACUCUGCUACUGACUUCCAGCAUUCAAUUCCACCAUCCAACGACAUGGAGUCAUCCUGUUCUGCUGCACCCAACGACUUGGAGGAUCGAAUGGCGAGACAGCCAGCCACCUUGAACUCCUUGAAGGAGCUCCCGGGGCUGCUGGUCUUGGGAACCUUUCGAUCCACCGGUGGCAAGGAGGCGUUCAAACGUUCUGGGGAGGUCAUCGUGCAUCGUGGGCCUGCAGCAUUGCAUGGCUGCAAGGCUCGAGCUGCGCAGAGUGCAAGUUCAUUGGACGUAGAGAGGAUGGAGCUCUUUGGGCGUAUCGUUCGUGCCGAUGCAUUCGGAGUUCCCAGGCAGAAGCUCUUCGUUUGUGUGAAGCCGAAAGUGGUGCGCAAUGAGAAGUGCGUAGCGUUCAAGCCUAUCAAUGGCAAACUUCCGGGCAUCCAAGUACAGUGGCAGACAGCUUUGAAUUUGCCAAGCAGCCAUGAUUUGCAUGUCGUAGAAGUGCGCGAUUGGAGUGGCGAUCGAUGCCCGAGAGGACAGUACUUGGAAGAGCUGAAAAUGAACUCCCGAAACUCAGACACGUCCAUCUUGGAGGCAGUUCAGAUCUCCCUGAAUUUCUGUGACUGGCCGCGUGGUGAUCCCAGAUGUGAGGUUGCGGUGGCGGACUUCCCUCAGCCUAGCAGGAGAAGGAACGCCCAAGACAGUGGUCUAACUGUGGGCAUUCAGCAUCCAGGUCUACCCAUUGGCAUGGUAAUGUCAUGUGGCCAAGAUGAAUUCCACGUGCACGCAUACCUGGAUGCUCUGGAAAUGGAGAAGGUGGAAAACUUGGUGCGGCAACGGUCGGUGGGAGCAUGGUUCCUGGAUCAUCUCGACAACCCCUUGGAGGCCAACUUGCCGCUCUUCCCGCCCAACAUUGAGGAAGAGAUGACGUUCAAGGUUGGUCUGGAAAGGCCUGCCGUGACCUUCACAUUUCAGGUGGUUCAAGGCAAGCUGGAAGUCUCUGCGGUGGGCGAAACCACUGUUUUGUGCCACCGCAUCCUGACCCCACAAGAGGCUGGAAAAAUGAUCCUCUCUGAUGAGGGAGGUGAUUUCGGAAAGGUGCUCCGAAGCCUACAUUCCUAUGUGCUAGAGUUUCGGAGAGCUGACGUUGCCAAAGGAAGUGGAUCUGCCUUGGAACAUUUGUUGGUGGACUUGGAAGAUGGCAAAGCACACCCGGCAGCUUUGGCCCAGAACAGGGAGGAAGGCAAUGUCAAAGCCACUGCGCACCUCCGAUGUGCCGUCAUCUGCUGGGACUCAGACGGAGGGCAGAGAGAGAUGACAUGCCUGACCUUUUUCUUGGCGACGGAAUUCGGAACGCCCUCGGUGAUCGAAGACGAGACAAGGUGCCGCCAGAGGUUUGUGCUGCGUGAGCAGCUUCGGUCUUGGCAGGAGAAACAGACAGAGAAGGCGGGAGAGGUCUUGACUAUGACGAGUGGCGGCUUUCGCACGGUGCAGACGAUGGCUAUUCUUAAUGAGGCCCUGAAGCCCUUGGCUUUGCAGGUGGCGACCGAUGGCUUACCCUUCAGCGAUGGCAUGGAGGUUACUGUGCCGACCCUUGUGACCUUGGCGAUGGUGAAAGAACACUUGGACUUGCAACAGCGAGCAGCGGAUAGCCAGGAGAAAGACCAGCUUCUAGGCCCACUCCUUGCAACGGAGCAGCGCUUGCAGGGCUGCAUGUGCAUGGUGGAUCGCCAUGUGGGAGCAACUUUGACCACCGAUGCCUGGAACCAAUUCUUGGACAGCGAGGAUAGCGAGGGAGCUGCCAAACUCACAGUGAGAUACGCCCAUGGUCGUGCUAAUGCCAACACGCGGAAGGUCAUUGAACGCCUGCUUUGCGUCAAGCCCUGUGACAGAGACAAGGAGAUCCGAUUAGCAGAUACUUGGCGCAAUAUGAGUUCUUGUCGCAAUGAGGCAAUUGGUGGCAUUGGGAGCCCCGAUGUCACGCUGGAGGCUCAGGUUACGUCUCCGUUGCAUCGCUACAUCGACAUUUUGGGCAUGAGAGCUUUGAAGUCUCAGCUUGGAUGGACGGCUUCUCCUCACCUGCUGCUCUCCCGGAGGGAGUUGGAGGAGGCCGUCGCCCGGACCAACUGCCGGAUGGCCGCGGAAAGCUUCGGGCAGCACAUCUUUCGGACCAUCUCGAGGAUGCGAGAGUUGUCCGGCAGUGGCCAGUUGAUCCAUGAUGCAGUGAUUGGAGAAGAGCUGAAAGUUCCAGUGAGCUCCUUGUGCAGUUCUGCCUGCGUAUCGGACUACGAUGCAGCCGACCGUUCCAUAAAACUCACCAUGCAGCGCAACAGGGAUCAGGUGGAGACCUUGCGGAUUCACUCAUGGUCUGCCCCACAAAUGACCUGUGUGAUCGCUCGCAACUACGCCCAACCCAUCGUGCACCAUGCCAGCCCCAACUCCAUUGUGGUUUGGGAAGUCAGGUUUCACAGAGAGAAGGUGAAACUUCUUCCUCCCAGGGGGAGUCAAGAAGCCUUUGACAAGUCAUAUGAAGAUGAAGAGAUGCACGUCCUUCUUCAUAGCCGAAUUGUCAUCACUACCUGUACGAACGCUUAUCUCCACACCGCUCUGGUGAAGGGGGAGCCACCCGAUGUCCUCCGCCCGGUGAGUUUCGACAGCAUCGUCAUCGACGAGGCGGCGCAAGCCAGCGAGCCAGACGUCGUUCUACCGGCCACGUCAGCCUGGUGCCGCGUCAUCGUGGUUGGUGAUCACAAACAGCUAGGUCCAGUGGUGACAGAGACCAACUUGUGUGCACCUUACAUCAGCGCUUUGGAAACCCCUUUCUUGGAAAGGAUGUACCAAAACCCUCGACGCUCAUGGGCGAGCACCAUGCUGAAUAUGCAGUACCGGAUGCAUCCUUCCAUCCGAAGCUUUCCAUCGGCGCAGUUUUACGAGUCCAUGCUGGAGGAUCAGGUGUUGAUCGAACAUCGGCGGCAGCUGGACUGCAUCUGGCCACAGAAGAAGGAGCAUCGGUGCUUCGUCGAUUGCCGGACGCCGCAGUCCAUCGGCCUCUCCCCUGAACUAAACCGCACCUGCGAUGCGGCUUUGAUGGAGAGCAAGGUGUCCCUAAAGAACGUGGUAGAGGCUCGAUCUGUGGUGACUGCCUGCGCAGCCCUGCUGCGACAGGGGUGUGCACCGCGAGACAUCGCGGUGAUCACUCCAUACAAAGCCCAGCAACAUGAGAUUCGUGCCAGGUUGGAGCGAAACAAGGACAUUGGCUCCAAAGCAGCAUCCAUGUUGGUGGGCACUGUGCACUCUAUGCAGGGCUUGGAGCGCGAGUACAUCAUUGUAAGCUUCGUCCGCAGUACCUCGGAAGAGGAGGAUGCGGUGACCUCGGUGGCGAAGACGGUUGGGGACUUCUUGGCGCUGCAGGAGAUGUGCAGAGAAGACCUGGGCAUCCUGAAGAACUACAGGGUGCUAAAUGUGGCCAUCACGAGACCCAAGUAUGGCCUCAUUUGUGUUGGAAAUGCAGAUGUGUUGAGCAAAGGAUCAAAAGACUUCAAUGCGUUCAUCCACAGCUUGAGACGCGUCGAAGGCUCCAGCCCAAGACGGCGCGUUUCGCAGUGCGUAGAUGAAGGCAUUGAUGUCUCGCCCGAUCCGCGAAGCAUUCGCAGUGGGAAGGUGGUGCAGAUCCCCAUCUGGUGCUUGCGCUCGAUCCAAGGGAAGGUUCACUCGGAGAUGACAUUUACAUCCGGAAGACACAAGGACACUUCUGUCUACGAGCUCAUUCAUGACAUGUUGAGCGGUAGACAACGUCCAGAGGAUAUCGAGCCGCUGAGGGUUGUAGCGGAUAAAAGAGGGCUGCACAUCGUCAGAGGACACCGGCGUGGUCUUGCUCUCUGUGCUCUUCAAGGCAUCUGGCGGCAUCAAACAGUGCGGGCACCAUGCAUUGUGUAUGAUGCCAAGGACCCAGAGGUUGCAGGUCCUUUCGUUCACAACAAGGACACCAUGGUGGAUGGCCUUGGACUGAAAUUGCAUGGGAAAUGUUCAGAGGCCUGGCACCUGGGCAAGCCUCUUUUUCGUACACCACAAGAGUGGUGCGAUCUGAAGGCUGAUCUUCCUGUGCCUGACUUGCAAAAUCCACAAAGAAGUGAACCUAGCACCAGAUCCACUGUGCAUCCUUUUGAUCCAAGGGCCAAGACUGGAGGAGAAAUAUCUCCAAACAGUCAAAGAGAUUCUUCCGCAGCUGGCUCUGAUGGGUCUGAUGAUGAAUCAACGGCUGAAUCACACCAUCUUUCUGGGGAUAACAAUGCAGAAUCGAAGUUCGUUUGCUGCCUGUGGCUGCGUGGAAAGUGCUGGCUGAAAGGGCACCAUUCAGUUGGGAAGAACCUCUUCUUGCAUCAGGAUAUCCCUGGUUUGCAAUGUGGGAUGAAGAAAAAGUGCAAGUACAAGCACUAUGAGAGAAGCAAUGCCUCUUUGGAUGUCUCCCCAACUUUGAGAUGGCGGGCUGCUGAAAAUGAUCCUCCAAUGAUCCCAGCCACUCAGCCUGACGAUCAGAUAAGAAAUGGCUCCAUGGCCGGACAUGUAGAGCUCAAAGAAGGCACGGUUGUUUGUGUGAUGAAUCGAAGUGGCUCAAAGACGUCUGGCGAGGUCCUGGAAAUCUCUCGGCAUGCAAACCAUGAUGAAGCACCAGUCAGAGUACGUUACAGCUCAAAAGGCCAAGCAGGGCAAAUGAAGACAGCUUGGCUUCCGCUGCACCGGCUGCAGGUGCCUGACUUUUCCCAGAUCAAGCCCAAAAUGCAGGCAUCUGGCCGCAAUAAUCUUGAUUGUAAAGUUUUGCAAGUCUCAAGGGCUAAAGACAGAGCCCGUGCUCCAAUACACGUGCAUUACACUGGUAAAACCUCACAGCCUGACGAGUGGAUUGGAGCGGAGACAUUUCACAGCAAGUCGUUGCUGUUCCACAAGCCCGUCCUGCCCGCACGGUGUUUGAAAGGUAUGUGUUCUGAAAGCCAUGAAGAAUUACAAACAGAGCCCGCCGCAACUGCCUCAGUUGGAUCUUCAUCAGAAUCACAGAAUCUUGCCAGAGAAUGUGGAGAGCUACGAAAAGGCAUGGCGGUUUGUGUGAAGAAGGACAGCGGAUCAAACCUGAUGUCUGCCAAGAUUCUUGAAGUAUCACGGCUUUCAAACCGUCAGCAAGCACCUGUGAAAGUGCGUUACAGCGCACCAGACAAAGCAGGCCGGUAUCAAGAAAGCUGGAUUCCCCUGCACCGGGUACAAGUGCCUGACUUUUCCAAGAUCAAGCCAGGUGUUGAGGUAACUGCUUCUGAACGGGAGACAGGUGCACGUUUCGCGUGUCGAGUCUUGCGAGUAUCGGACGAGAAAGACAGGGCCCAAGCUCCUUUGUACGUGCACUACGGUGGAUACGUGUCAGAUCACGAUGAGUGGGUAGGUGCAGAUAGGCUUCACAGCAAAUUGCUGAUCUUCCAUGAGGCCAAACUUCCCAGUGAGAAGAGCCGGCAAAGCCAGCUUGCCACAAUUGGCUAUGCUGAUGGACUGGUGUCAAAACCCCAGGAUGUUUUGGUUGAUGGAAGCGAAGCAAGGUUCGUUUGCUGCCUGUGGUUGGCUGGAACAUGUUUGCAUGAAGAGCACCAUUCUGUUGGGAAGAACCUCUUCUUGCAUCAGGACAUCCCUGGUUUGCAAUGUGGGAUGAAGAAAAAGUGCAAGUACAAGCACUAUGAGAGAAGCAAUGCCUCUUUGGAUGUCUCCCCAACUUUGAGAUGGCGGGCUGCUGAAAAUGAUCCUCCAAUGAUCCCAGCCACUCAGCCUGACGAUCAGACAAGAAACGCGUCAAUCACAGGACACGCAGAGCUCAAAAAUGGCAUGGUUGUUUGUGUGAAAGGUACUGGUUCAACCAGAAUGUUUGGCAAGGUUCUCGAAAUAUCUUCGCUUUCAAAGCGUGACCAAGCACCAAUCAGAGUACGUUACACCGCAACAGACCAAGCAGGGCAGUGCAAAGAGGAUUGGUUUUCAUUGCGCCAGUUGCAAGUGCCUGACUUUUCUCACAUCAAGUCAGGCAUGAAGGCAAAUGUUGUUGAAGCUGCAACCGGAAAGAACAGUGAUUGCAAAGUGUUGCAAGUGUCGCAUGCGAAAGACAAAGCCCAAGCUCCUGUGCUUGUGCAUUACAACGGCUAUGUGUCAGAUGAUGACGAGUGGGUCGGUGCAGACAGGUUUCGCAGUAGGUCUUUGAUCUUCCAUGAGGCCAAACUUCCCAGUGAGACUUCGAAGAGCCGGCAAAGCCAGCUGGCCACAACUGGCUCUGAUGUCUAUACUGAUGGACUGGUGUCAAAACCCCAGGAUGUUUUAGUUGAUGGGAGCGCAGAAUCGAAGUCAGUUGGCCGCACUUGGCUUGCCGGAAGGUCCUCAUGGGAAGGUCAAGAUUCUGGUGCGAUGAAGCGCUACAAACUCCACGAGACCAGAAUAGCCGCGGUCCAGCGAGGUGCAGAGCAUGUGGGAUAUCAGACCUUUGCGGGAGACCCUCCCAUCAUUGCAACUGCUGCUCAGCACUCUAAAAGGAAGCCUACAGCACAUGCUGCAUCCCCCAUUGCUUUGCCAUGGUAUGAACAUGACUCUGAAGCUGACGCCUCGGACGCUGCUAAUUCACCACGGUCCGAUAGGCCACUGGGCCCGCGUGAGGAGGACAGUGACGGUGGUUCUGAUACCUACUCAGAGCCUCCGAUUCCACCAUGCGAUGGUAUUGAGUCAUCUUGUGCUGCUGCGCCCAACGACUGGGAAGAGCGCAUGGCCAGACAGCCAUCCACCUUGGACUUCUUGAAGCAGCUCCCAGGGCUGGUGGUCUUUGGGACCUUCCGAUCCACUGGUGGCAAGGAGGCGUUGAAACGUGCUGGAGAGGUCAUUGUUCAUCGUGGUCCUGCAGCAUUACAAGGUUGCAAAGUCAGGAUUUGGGGCAACAAAACCCGGGGUCCCACUUGGGACUUUGACCGAUGCUAUGUGCAGAUCUUGGAUGCUCGUGUUUGGGGGCCUAGCCGCAAACCAUCACAUGGAAGUGCGAUUGAUGUGGAAAGGAUGGAAUUCUUCGGAUGCAUCCGGCAUGCCAUAGAAUUUGGAGUUCCCCGGCAGAAGCUCUUUGUGUGCAUGAAGCCGAAAGUGGUGCACAAUCCGAAACACGUUGCAUUCAAGCCGAUCAAUGGCAAACUUCCAGCCAUCCAAGUACCCUGGAAAACAGCCUCCGAGCUUCCAAGCGGCCAUGAUUUGCAUGUGGUAGAGGUGUGUGAUUGGAGUGGCGAUAGCUGCCCCAGGGGCCGUUAUUUGAAGGCCUUGAAGAUGAAAUCACGCCACACCGACAUGUCCAUCCUCAAGGCAGUUCAGAUCUCCCUGAAUUUCUGUGACUGGCCGCUGGGCGAUCCAAGAAACGAGCUGACAGUGGACUUUCCGCAGCCUGCAAGGAGAAGGGUCGCAGAUAGUGGUUUGACCGUGGGCAUCUCACAUCCAGAUCUACCCACUGGCAUGCUGAUGUCCUGCGGCGAGGACGAAUUCUACAUGCACGUGCUGGAUGUGAACGCGUAUUUGGAUGCUCUGGGGAUGGAGAAGGUGGAAAACUUGCUACGGCAACGGUCGGUCGGAGCAUGGUUCCUGGAUCAUCUCGACAACCCCUUGGAGGCCAACUUGCCACUGUUCCCGCCCAACGUCGAGGCGCAGCUGACAUUCAAGCCGGGAGUAGAAAGGCAUGCAGUGACCUUCACCAUCCAGGUGCCUGAGUUCAAAGUCUCCGCAGUGGACGAAACGACUGUGCGAUGCAAUCAUAUUCUGAGCCCCCAGGAGGCUGGAGUCAUGAUCCUCUCGGACAAGGGAGGUGAUGUUGGCCAAGUGCUCCGAAGCCUGCAUUCCCAUAUGGCGGAGAUUGGGAGAGCUGACCUUGCAAGAGGAAACGGGUCCACCUUGGAACAUUUGUUGGUAGCGGUUUCCAUUCCAGGUCCACUUUUAGCGACGCAGCAACUCUUGCACAGCUGCAUCUCCACGGUGGAGCGUUACAUCGGAACAACUUUGACUGCUGAUGCCUGGAAAAAGCUCUUGCACGACGAGGAAGAUGCAGAGCUCACGGUGAGAUACGUCCAUGGCCGGGCUGAACCUAGCACACGGAAGGUCAUCGAGCGGUUGCUUCGGGUCAAACAGAGUGACCGAGACAAGGACAUCCACAUAGAGGAUGUGAUAGAGACGCUGAGAGAGAUAUUGCAGCAACCGGGGCUCACGAAUGCGCAGAAGCAUGCCAUGCGCUCUUCCUUCCUCCGGCGUUUGCAUGCUGCACUUCCA